Molecule: messenger RNA, 282 nt
Organism: Strongylus vulgaris
Lineage: Eukaryota; Metazoa; Nematoda; Chromadorea; Rhabditida; Strongylidae
Source: the annotation of a GenBank genome assembly
AUGUCGGCCAAGAGGUGGACAUUUUACGUGAGGACAUUGGCCGACUGCUGCAAGCACUGCCCUACGACGGUACAGCUUUUCCAUCGCCCCGUCAAUAUACAGUUUCGAAGGGGUUUCGACAAGGCGACCCCGUGUCGCCAAAGUUUUUACCGCCUUGGAGUGGGUGAUGAAAUCACCGGAAACGAGAAAGGUGAUGGGAGAUUCGAUAAACAUGGAGAACGAUGUGAAAGAAGAAGUAAACAGGAAGCGAAGAGCAGCUUACGUCGCCUUCAGGCCUCUUAA